CUGGCGGGGUGGGGAGGGGUGCGCACUGUGACCGUCAGGGAGAGUCAUCCUCCUCUACUCGUGUGGCCCUGAGCCCUAGCCAAGAUGCCGCAGUUUUGCAAUGGCAAGAUUACUAAGCAGACGGCUGAACAGCCUGAUGAGUUCGAAACCUCCAUCGGGCAGACACUGCUCGACCUGGAGAUGAACUCGGAGCUUAAGGCACAGCUUCGGGAGCUCUCCAUUACUGGGGCUAAGCAAAUUGACGUUAGUGAUAAGAAGUGCAUUGCAAUCUUCGUGCCAGUCCCUUUGUUGCGUGCCUUCCAGCGUGUUCAGCAGCGGCUGGUGCGUGAACUGGAAAAGAAGUUCAGUGGCAAGCAUGUGGUUGUUAUUGCUCAGCGACGUAUCCUAGCAAAGCCAACCCGUAAGAUGAAGAACCCUCCCAAGCAAAAGAGACCCAGGAGCCGUACCCUGACCUGUGUGCACGAUGCCAUUCUGGAGGACCUUGUUUUCCCCGCUGAGAUCGUAGGAAAGAGGAUCAGAGUUAGACUCGAUGGCUCCAGACUCAUCAAGGUCCAUCUUGAUAAGGCUCAGCAAACCAACAUUGAACACAAGGUUGACACGUUUGCUGCCGUCUACAAGAAACUAACUGGCAAAGAGGUGAACUUUGAGUUCCGUGACACCUAUUUGUAAAUGUUUAAAUAAAGAGAAAAAAAAGAUG
Molecule: messenger RNA, 697 nt
Organism: Homarus americanus (American lobster)
Lineage: Eukaryota; Metazoa; Arthropoda; Malacostraca; Decapoda; Nephropidae
Gene: RpS7
Product: 40S ribosomal protein S7-like
Exons: 5
Coding region: 85-669 (194 amino acids)
Biological process (GO): rRNA processing; ribosomal small subunit biogenesis; translation
Cellular component (GO): cytosolic small ribosomal subunit; small-subunit processome; 90S preribosome
Molecular function (GO): structural constituent of ribosome
Source: RefSeq, a predicted model, not a curated record